Leptosomus discolor (cuckoo roller) is the source of this 366-nucleotide messenger RNA. The record is from RefSeq and is a predicted model, not a curated record. Lineage: Eukaryota; Metazoa; Chordata; Aves; Leptosomiformes; Leptosomidae.
UACGCGUACUUCAGGAUGGGGGUCCAGCAGAAGGAGAUGGUGAAGGCACGGCUUUUCCAAAUGCCCUUUGCUGAGUUGAGGAACCGGCACAUCUUCCUGGAGCGCCGGGGGCUCUACCAGACGCCGCACAAAGGCCAGACCCAAACCGGCAACCCAAAACUGAAGGACAUCCUUCAGCUCCCGGAGAAAGACUUUCUGGCCAGCCUGGCCUGCUCCACCCCAGAGGAGUACAAGGUCUUCCAGAAGCUGCUGGCUCGAGAGGAGGAGGAAGAGGAGAAGGAGGAGGAAGAGGAGGACAGGGAUGCACUAUAUGCAGAGGAAGAUGAAGACUUGGACAGUGAAGGAUGUACAACAGCCCGGGAGUGA